Messenger RNA from Entrophospora candida, 167 nucleotides. The record is from the annotation of a GenBank genome assembly. NCBI's taxonomy places the organism in Eukaryota, Fungi, Glomeromycota, Glomeromycetes, Entrophosporales, Entrophosporaceae.
GUGGUGUUGCUUGCUACUCUAAUAAUGAAAUGUUUCAAAGUGAAGACUAUGAUGACAACUUGGUUGAAUUCAAUAUUGGUGGUAGUGAUGAACCUUCAGAUAUAAGUGGGGAAAAUAUUUCAUGUUUAGAUAUAAAAAGUUUUAUUGAUUUAAACCAUGAUAUGUAA